Molecule: messenger RNA, 11647 nt
Organism: Bombus pyrosoma
Lineage: Eukaryota; Metazoa; Arthropoda; Insecta; Hymenoptera; Apidae
Gene: LanA
Product: laminin subunit alpha
Exons: 20
Coding region: 47-11266 (3739 amino acids)
Biological process (GO): regulation of embryonic development; regulation of cell migration; regulation of cell adhesion
Molecular function (GO): signaling receptor binding
Source: RefSeq, a predicted model, not a curated record
GAAUCGCCACCCCCACUGCCCCUCUACCACAGAUCGGCGGUCCUCGAUGACCUCCGGCCUGUCAGUCUACACCGAGAAGCUGCCCGGGCUUCAUCAACUUCUUCGCGUCUCUCUCGCCGCAUUCUCCCGAAGAAGGAACGAGAGUGAGAGGGGGGACAGAGAAAAAGAGAAAAGGGGCCGCGAUAGUUUCAAGAGAACACGCCGCGUUAAAGGACGAAACAGCAGAGGUGCCGACAGUGGCGGGCUCAAUCAGUCCACCGUCAGGAUGGCGAGGUGGUUGCUGGUCGCUUCGUUGGCCAGCUUGCUGGUCCACCAAACGAGAAACGAAAUCCUGACGCCGCCGUAUUUCAAUCUAGCCGAGGGCAAGGAGAUUAUCGCGUCAGCCACGUGUGGCGUCGACACCCCCGGCCCGGAACUCUAUUGCAAGCUCGUCGGCGCGAACGCUGAUCAGCACGAGGACAUUAAUCUGAUACAGGGUCAGGUAUGCGAUUACUGCGAUGCGGACAACCCAGAGAAGAAGCAUCCACCGGAAUAUGCAGUCGAUGGAAUGGAAACCUGGUGGCAAUCACCGCCGCUUUCCAGAGGAAUGAAGUACAACGAAGUGAAUCUGACGAUCAAUUUUGAACAAGAAUUUCACGUGGCAUACGUGUACGUCAAAAUGGCAAAUUCGCCGAGACCCGGACUCUGGGUGCUUGAAAAAUCAACAGAUUACGGAAAGACCUAUACGCCUUGGCAAUACUUUUCCGAUACCGCUAACGAUUGUUUAACUUACUUCGGCGUGGACAGUUAUAAACCGAUCACCAGGGACGAUAGUGUCAUCUGUACCACGGAAUAUUCUCAAAUCGUGCCACUGGAGGGUGGCGAGAUACCGAUUUCGAUCCUGAAUAAUCGUCCAUCCGCGAAACAUUACUUCAAUUCCACCUUGUUGCAAGAAUGGACACGAGCGACGAAUGUUCGUUUUCGUUUCUUAAGAACAAAAAAUUUACUGGGGCAUUUGAUGUCUUUAGUGCGGGAGGAUCCGACCGUGACCAGAAGAUACUUUUACUCCAUCAAGGAUAUCAGUAUCGGAGGUCGGUGCAUGUGCAAUGGCCAUGCGGAUACUUGCGAUAUACUGGAUCCAAAAAUGCCGAAGAAACUCGUUUGCAGAUGCCAACAUAACACUUGUGGAGCGCAAUGUGCGACUUGCUGCAAAGGAUUUGAGCAGAAGAAGUGGCGGCAGUCCACGGCGUUUAAGAAGUUCACUUGCGAACCUUGCAAUUGUUUCGGCCAUUCGGAUGAGUGUGAAUACGACACGGAAGUGGACGAAAAACACCUGUCAUUGGAUAUUCACGGUAACUACGAGGGUGGCGGUGUGUGUAAAAACUGUCGGGACAACACCGAGGGAAUUAACUGCGAUCGUUGCAAACCGAUGUUCUACAGGCCGCGGAACAAACCUUUGAAUGCAACCGAUGUUUGUCAACCGUGUCAAUGUAACGGAUUUAAUCUGACUGGGAAUUGCGCGGAUGCCACCGGCAAAUGCGAAUGUCGAAAAGAAUACACUUCGCCUAAUUGCGACAGUUGCAGCUAUGGAUAUUAUGGUUAUCCAAAUUGUGUUCCUUGCCAGUGUUAUAGCAAUGGGACACACGGAGAUCAUUGCAAGGCUAUAGACGGAUCUUGUCCGUGCAAGUCGAAUUAUGCCGGUCAUUAUUGCAACCACUGCGAGCAGGGCUACUAUAAAUUCCCCGAAUGUUUACCCUGCGAAUGCAAUUCCUUGGGUUCCCUCAACGAUAACUGUGACGUAAUUUCUGGCAAUUGUACCUGCAAGAAUAAUUAUGGCGGAAGGACGUGCAACAUUUGCGAAGAUGGCUACUAUAAUUACCCUCUUUGUACAUUUUGUAAUUGUGACGCACGUGGAACCGAACCCGGAGUUUGCGAUAAAACGGAUGGUUGGUGUCUGUGUAAGAAAGGAUACGGCGGUCCCAGAUGUGAUCAGUGUAUCAAUGGGUAUUACGGGUUUCCAAAUUGCAGGCCUUGCAACUGUAGCUUAACAGGGUCGUCGUCUAUUAGCUGUGACGCCGUAGGAAAAUGUUCUUGUCUGGCUAAUUUCGCUGGACGAACCUGCGAUCAGUGCAGCCCUGGAUACUACAUGUAUCCAGAAUGUAUAGCCUGCAACUGUGACAGCCACGGUUCGAUUGGCGCGUCCUGCGACGCGGAGGGUAAAUGUCAGUGCCGGGAGAAUUUUGACGGCGGCAGGUGUAGCCAGUGUAAAGAAGGCUUUUAUAACUUCCCCACUUGCGAGGGUUGCAACUGUGAUCCAGCGGGCGUGGUGGAAACGUUCCAGGGAUGCGGCUCUUUGCCUGCCGGUGAACUUUGUCAAUGCAAGGAUCGCGUCGAGGGCAGGAUCUGUAACCAGUGUAAGCCGCUCUAUUGGAAUUUACAGCCUUACAAUCCUCAGGGCUGCGAAGAAUGUCAGUGUAAUAUACCGGGCGUCAUUGGAAAUAUCGGUGAGUGUGACACGAAGAAUGGCCAAUGUAUCUGUAAGCCUGGAGUGACCGACAGGAGUUGUAAUCAGUGCGUGGAUGGCACGUACAAUCUUCAAGAGAGCAAUUUCUUCGGCUGUACAGAUUGUGCUUGCGACAUUGGUGGUUCUGUAAAUUCGGUAUGCGAUAAACUAACUGGCCAAUGCCAGUGUCAGCCACGUGUCACUGGUCUUACUUGCAAGGAACCCUUAAAAGCCCACUAUUUCCCGACUCUUCAUCAAUUUCAAUACGAAGCAGAGGAUGGAAGAACACCCAGCAACAGCCCUGUCCGUUACGGUUUCACCGAAGAUCACUUCCCAGGAUACAGUUGGAAGGGAUACGCGGUGUUUUCUGCCCUUCAAGACGAGAUCAUUCUGCACGUCUUUAUUCAAAAGUCGUCCCUCUAUAGAAUGGCUUUGAAAUACGUGAAUCCGAAUAACGAGCCGAUCCUUGGGACAAUCACUAUCACCCCGGAAAAUCCACUGGAGGUAGAGCAACAGUUUAAGGUCAAUUUCAAGCCAACCGUAAAACCGUUGUUUGUGACCGUCGCAGGACCCCAAGGUAAUCUUCCUUCGGCUAUGGUUAUGAAUCCAGGCUACUGGUCCAUUAGUAUCGCCACCAAGAAUAGCCUUUUCCUCGAUUACUUCGUGCUGCUUCCAUCCGAAUAUUACGAAGCAACUAUUUUAACUCAAAACGUGAAUAUUCCUUGCGAGGUUGGUUACAAGGGACUCUGUAGACACUACGGUUACCCCAAUCUGACGAUAUUUGACUCUGUUCACGGUGCUGGCGGUUUCUUGAACGAAAACGACGUCAGAAUCCCCCUGACUGAAUAUUUUAUGGAUAGAGAUAUCCUGCGUGAAAUUGAUAAAGUGGAAGUUCCACUGAUCAACGAGAGGCAAGAAGAAAUACACUUUGACUUAAGGAUCUCGAAACCCGGCCUGCACGUCCUGUUGGUUACAUACGUGACACCGAAAGAUGAGAACGCCACGUCAACUCUUUUGAUAGAAGCGAAUACAGUUGGAAAGGGAAAGGCUACCCUGUAUCCUUGCAAGUACACCAGUGUUUGCAGACAGGUAGUGACCGACACCUAUGGCAGAGUAGCUACGAUGAAUUUCCCUUCCAACUAUAUCAGCUUGAUUUUAACCGGAGAUCCUACAUCGAACGUGGCCAUUGACUCCGUCGUUGCUAUUCCGUACAAUCGGUGGUCCUUGGAUUAUGUUAAACCAAAAUCUAUAUGCGUCAGAAAGAACGGAAAGUGCGUGAAAGGUCAGUUCCCCGGGGCAGCAGACGCGAAGAAAAUCGAAUUCGAAAGCAGCAGCACGAUUGCCGAAUCUGAGAAUAGACCAUUUGGAAUUUACGAUAAUAAUACUAAAUUAAUUUAUCUGGAUGAUAAGAAUACAAUGGUAGAUAUUCACGCGAAAGUUUUACAGCCUGGAGAUUACACUUUCGUCGUGCAAUACUAUCAACCGAACUAUCCGGAAUACGAGCUCGACGUGUUGGUGCAAAAUGGAAAAUUCUACGAGGCAAAGAUGUCUGUUCCCCACUGUCCCAGCAACAGUGGAUGCCGCAGCGUGGUGAAACAAGAAGACGGUAACAUCAGAUUCCAACUGAUCGAAAACUUUAUGAUCACUUUCAAAGAGAGCGAUAGCAAAGGCAUCUGGCUGGAUUAUAUCCUGGUUAUUCCAACGGAACAGUACAACGAAAAGAUCUUAAAGAAGAUCCAGUUCGAUCAGACGAAGGAGUUUAUCAAGAAGUGCGGAUACAACCACUUCCACAUCAACAUCACCGAGGAAGGUUUCUGUCGCGAUUCGAUCUUCUCCUUAACGGCCAAUUACAACAAUCGUGCUCUACCAUGUAGCUGUAACAUCAAUGGAUCCGUAAGCCUCGAGUGUGAAAAGUUCGGCGGACAAUGCCCGUGUAAGGCAAACAUUAUUGGGAGACGAUGCGAGAUCUGCAAAACCGGAUUCUAUGGUUUCCCCAACUGCAAACCUUGCAGCUGUCCCAGCACAGCCCUGUGUGAGCCAGAAACAGGUGCUUGUAGUUGCCCACCAAGGGUUAUCGGUGAACGUUGCGAUCAAUGCGAAGUGGGGACCUAUGGUUUCCAUCCGAUUGUCGGCUGCGAAGAAUGCAACUGUUCUCCUCUUGGUGUAAUCGACGGAGAUUUGCAAUGCGACUUCUUGAAUGGCAACUGCAAAUGUAAGGAGAACGUGGUGGGAAGACAAUGCGACAAGUGUCGAUCCGGAUAUUCCCAGUUCCCUCACUGUGAGAAAUGCGACUGCGACAUCAGGGGGACCACUGCGAAUAUCUGCGAUCAAUACACGGCAGAGUGCUUCUGUAAGGAAAAUGUCCAAGGAUUAGCGUGCGACGUGUGCAAGGAGGGUACCUUUAACAUUCAGGAGAACAAUCAGGAAGGUUGUACCAAGUGUUUCUGUUUUGGAAAAACCACCAGAUGUGCGUCAGCGAACUUGUACAGGGUGCAGGUGUCCGAUAUGACUAAUUGGGAAUUAUCUCUGUCUAAUGAGAAGAGUGGAAAUAUCACGUACUUGACAACCAUACCGCAAGAGUUCAAUUUGACGAGUAUCGCUAUUGGUCUCACCACUAACGACACCUUCGGAAAAGUCGUUUAUUUCUCGGCGCCGGAGACCUAUUUGUGGAAAAAGUUGACUUCCUACGGAGGUUUCCUGAAUUAUACCGUGUAUUAUAGCACCGGGCCGUUCGGCGAGGCAGUUAGCGCGGCUGACGUGAUACUUCAAGGUGCCGACACAACGUUGCUUCAUUACGCCGAAGAGCAGCCACCGUCGUUCACGAAUUUCGAUGCGUCUUUGGAAUUGAUCGAAACGAACUUUAUCACCGAGAAUCGUUUAAGCGCUACGAGGGAACAGCUGAUGGUGGUGCUGGAGGAUCUUCGAGGAAUAUACAUCCGAGCUACCUACUGGAACCCCAGUAUUACAGCCUCCUUGUCGCACGUGAUUAUGGACGUAGCUACAGAGACCUAUUCACCGCAGUAUAACGUUCCAGCCAGUGGCGUCGAGCAGUGCCAGUGUCCGCCGAAUUACGAAGGACUAUCGUGCGAAGAAUGUGCCCCAGGAUAUUACAGAGUAGAUUCUGGACCCCAUGGGGGUUAUUGCGUUGGUUGCGAGUGCAACGGGCACGCAGAUACUUGCGACGUGGAAACUGGCAUAUGCCUGGACUGCAAAGACGGCACGACGGGUGACCAUUGCGAACUCUGCAAGCAAGGCUACUACGGCAACGCUACCGGAGGAACUCCAACCGAUUGUCUGAUUUGUGCCUGUCCUCUGCCCUUCCCGUCCAACAAUUUCGCCACCGGUUGCGAGGUGAACGAGGAAGGAAAUAAAAUAAGCUGCGACUGUCUUGCCGGUUAUUAUGGGGCUCGUUGCGAGUCCUGCGUUUCCGGUUUCUACGGAAACCCCGAAGUUUACGGCGACUAUUGCAAGCCGUGCAAGUGUUCCGGCAACAUCGAUACCAACCAAGUCGGUUCCUGCGAUUCCAGGACCGGAGAGUGUUUACGUUGUUUGAACAACACUUACGGAGAAGCUUGUAAUCUGUGCGCGCCAGGAUUUUUCGGCGAUGCCGUUGAAAGAAAAGAUUGCCGCACCUGUUCGUGUAAAGAAUGCGGAAUGAAACACUGCGACAGUUACACCGGUCAAUGCUACUGUCACGAAAACGUGGUCGGAGAGCAAUGCGAUCGUUGCGCGGACGAUCACUAUGGCUACGACACGUGCGAAGGUUGCAAAGCGUGCGAUUGUGGAAUUGCCUCUGAAAGUAGUCAGUGCGACGAUGCGACGGGCCAAUGCCGAUGCAAACCUGGCGUCACUGGACGCAGAUGCGAUCAAUGUAUUUCAGGUUACUGGAAUUACGGGCCGGAAGGGUGUACCUCCUGCGAAUGUAACAUCGGGUACUCUGUCGGGGUGUCUUGUAACGCCACUACUGGACAGUGUAGUUGUCUACCGGGUGUCAUCGGGGAGAAAUGUGAUCAUUGCCCGUAUAGGAACGUGUUGAUUCCGGGGCAAGGUUGCUUCGCUUGCGACUCCUGUACUGGAAACUUGCUGGACGUCACGGAUGAAUUAUCGGAUUUGUUGAAUCCUGUUUUCACAGAGUUCAGCACAGUGGCUGAGAGCUACUUCACCAAUCAAAGACUGAAGUUCAUCAAUGACACGGUAAACGACUUGUAUCCUAAAGUGAAACUUCUGGACCCCAACAGAGUGAACUUCCUGCCGUUGCAGCAAGAGGUGAAGAGAUUGGAGACGGAGGUUUCGAAUCAGAAACGCGAGAUCGAUUAUACCGCGGAGGACAGCGAGAAAUGGAAGCUCGCGGCGGAGAAUACCUUGGUAAACAUGAAUCUUCUGGAGGAAGAUGUAAUCAAGGAGAUAGACUUAGUGAGAUCGACCGUUUCCGAGGUAGAAUCGUUAGCCUUGAACAUUGAAUUGGGCACUGGAGCCAAAGUGGACAGUGCCUUAAAAGAGGCUACAGACAUUCUGAAAAAGAUCAAAGGGGUAUCGUUCGUCGGUUUCCGGGACCGUGCAACGGAUCAAGCGGACCAGGCCAACAUUCUCGUGUCGGAAAUGAACGAGUACAACGUACCAGUCAGCAAUUUGUCCUCCAUCGCGGAUAAUCUGAGCAACAAGGUGAGGAACGUGUCGGACAAAAUGGACGAUCUUCUCGAAAUCACGUGGAAGGCUCAAGAGCUGGCUAGUGUCGUGGACAGAUUGAAUCAGGAAAACAGAAUCGCAGCUGAGACCGGCAACUUCGACACGGUGAAAAACUCCACCGCAGAGGCGAAGGAAGACUUAAUGGCCGGAGAGGAAUUGAACGGAAAUGCCAGCGAAUAUCUCCGCGACGCGGACCGUAACACGAAACUAUUGAGGGAAAACGUGAUAGACGAUUCUACGGAUACGUUAAAUAGAACGAUCGACGAAAACGACAAACUACUGGUGGUUCUAAUUAGUCCCGUGCAAAACGCGCACUACCACGCCGAACGUCUUUAUAAUCGUUCCUUGGAUCUGGACAGUAUUUUGACGGAUACGAGGAAUACCGAUGCCGUGAAAGCUGUUUCCGCCUACAGAAAUAUAGGAACGGCGAUCGAAGCUGCUCGUGAAGCUGCAGACGUCGCGAUUGUUGCGGCAAAUAACGCGACUAUCUUCUCGGACGGUAUCGACCAGAGGUUGCUGGAUUCGCGAAACGUGGCUGUGAAUUUGUUAGAAUCGGCCCAGAAUACACUGUCGAAGACAACGGGCAAACCCGAGGUGGAUUUGAGCGAUGCUCAAAUGCAUUCCACCAUGAUUUCCGAGCAGAAUAAACGCAACAAUGAGCUGUUGGAUUACAUCGACAAGAUUCUUGGUAAUAUCGAAGCCCCUUCUUCGACGGUGGCCCAAGACGCUAUGAAUCAGGUGAUAGAGGUGGAGAAAAAUAUCAAGCUUUCCGUCAAUAACACGAAUGCCGUUGAUCAAAUUCCGGAAGACUUGAAGAAAACGAAACAGCUAUCGAAAAACAUUUCGGAAUCGACUCGCGACAUAUCCCAGGCGAAGAAGCAAGUACUUGACAUCGUCGAUAAGUACCUGCCGAACAUUGCCAAAUUGUUGAGCGACUUGAACGCGAAUCAAAGGUCGAUAGAUACCAAUGGAAACGAUUUGAAGGGCAAGAUCGAGGCGUUAAAGAACAAAAUUGCGAACGCCAGGGAACUUGCGGAUCGUUACAAGGUCGGCUUGACCUUCUAUAGGAAUACCACACUGGAGUUGAAGAAUCCCGAGAACCUUCCUCUACUUGCCACGUCUUCCAAGAUAUCUUUGUACUUUAGAACGAACACGACAAACGGCUUUCUACUAUAUCUAGGAAACGAGGAAAACGCCAAAUUACCACGCUCGAAAACUCAUGAUUUCAUGGCACUGUUGAUCGAAAGCGGUUAUCCGGUACUCAUCGUCGAUUUCGGAUCCGGUCCCGAGAAGAUCAUCAACAAUAAAUUCGUAUCGGACAAUAAGUGGCGUCAAAUAAUCGUCGAGAGAACCGGAAACAACGUAAAACUAAUUGUGCGAGAAGAUAUCGGAGAAGGUAAAGAUCGACUUUACGAGAAAGGAUACGUGUUACCUGGCUCGCACACGAUAUUCGAUUUGGACCAGGAACAAUCGAAAUUAUUCGUAGGUGGUUAUCCACCGUCCUUUAACAUGCAGAACGCCGUCACUGCGUCCUCGUUCGAAGGUGAAAUGGAAGAACUUGUAAUAGGAGACGAUACGCCGGUCUCCUUCUGGAAUUUCAUCGACGGUGAAAAUAACGACAAGAUUGCCAUGGAAAGGGACAAAUUGAUCAACUUCCAACCCAGUACCGGUUACAGAUUCGACAAACACGGAUACGCUAUCUUAAGCAAGAGAGAUUUCCAGAUUUCACCGGACAGCAGAAAAUUCAGCAUUAAAUUAAACUUGAAGACGUUUGCGGAAAAUGGGCUGAUUUACCUAAUGGGUAAAGGUAAACAGUUCCUGGCUUUGGAAAUGAGGGACGGCCACGUAAUCUAUCAGUACGAUCUCGGUGAAGGUGGAACCAGCUUGAAAUCCUGGAACAAGUACAACGAUGGAAACUGGCACAACCUGGAAGCUCUCAGGUUCGAGAAGACGGGCGUUCUAAAGAUGGACGGCGUGGAUGUGGUGAAAAGCAAAGCGGAAGGAAAUACUAAGAACUUGGUGUCUUCGGAUAACAUUUAUUUCGGAGGAUAUCCACCGAAUGCUAAACAUCCCUAUGAGCCUGUGACUAACGAAGGUUUCGAAGGUUGCAUCGACGAUGUGGUUAUUCUAGAUACCAUAGUCGAUCUCACUCGCAACAUUCAGGCAUUUGGUGUGGUUCCUGCCUGUCCAGUACGGUUUGUAAGCUUGGUGUCUUUCGAGGAGAACGUAUCCGGCUAUGUAAGGUGGCACAACAUCUCCGUGCCGAACAGUCUUCAAGUGAACCUAAAGUUCAAGACUUUGGCAAACGACGGCUUGAUCUUCUACGUAACCGAUCAUGAGAAAGGUGUAGUUAGCUAUUUGUCGCUGAUCGACGGUGUUCUCGUCUUCAAUAGUCAGGGCCAUGAACUACGAACAACAUCCACGGGCAUCAAGUUCAACGACAACGAGUGGCACGUAGUCACGGCUACGCACUCAACCGAUUCUCUCAAGCUCGACAUCGAUGAUAUUAAGAAUUACAGUUCCGAUCUAGACGCACCCCUGCUCAACAUACCUUAUGGCAGUUUGUAUAUCGGUGGUUUACCGGCUGCCUUUGGUAUCCCUCCGACUGGCGCGAUGACGCCGUUUAUCGGUUGUAUCGGAGAUGCAACGUUGAACGGUGUCAUCGUUAAUUUCGCCAACACGACAGAAAGGCCUCACGCUCUCCUUGGAAAGUGCAAGCUGGGUGAUCCGUCGUCUGCACCAUCUAAACCUGAACCAGAACCGAACGUCCCGCCUCCACUGUUGCCCACGGAAAGUCCAGAUGACAAUGUCGAAGUAUCUACCCAGAUUAACAUCAUCGACGUUGAUAUCGAUAAGGAAACGGACGAGGAAGAACCUACGAUAGAAGGACGCGGCCAUCAUCACGAUGAUUUCGUUACAACCACAGAGGCUAGUACUUCCACUCAAAGAACCACGCCGUUGCACAUCGAUGAAUGUCGAUUACCAUAUUACCCGGCUACGGAUCCUGACAUGGAAAAUGCCUGGCGUUUCGGUACUGCGAGAAACAGCAGAUUAGAAUACAGAUCUCUAAACGGCAGAUACAAGAACGACUACGAUUUCCAAAUCGCUAUCAAAACGAUGGCUGACGAAGGAAUCAUUUUCUAUACGUCGGACCUUACCAAUCAGAAUUUGAUCGCUGUGUAUAUCAACGAAGGAAAGAUUUAUUACAAAUUUGAUUGUGGAAGUGGACCGGCUAUAUUAGUCAGCAAUAGAAAAAUAAACGACGAUGAAUGGCAUAUCGUGAUAUUUAAAAGACAAGGAAACCAUGGACAACUUAUCGUAGACGAAGAUGAUGCAGUUGCCGGAUAUUCUCAAGGAACAACGGAAACCAUGAAUGUUAGCCCGCCGUUCUACGUAGGAGGGGUGUCACAGGACAUGUCCAACAAAGUUCUUAAUACGAUCAGUAUGAAUCACACCUUCAAUGGAUGCUUAGGAAACUUCAUGGUAAAUGGUCAACCAGUUGGUGAGCCUAUAAAUAAAGUGGGUGUAAUUCCGUGUUCAAAACGAAUCGAACCGGGAUUGUUCUUCUAUCCGGGUAAUGGUAGUAAUCUGUUCAGAGCAGUGGAUAGGUUCACAGUUGGCAGAACAGUCGACAUCCAAAUGGACAUUAAACCGCGUUCCACUUCUGGUCAUCUGCUAUCUGUCCAUGGAAAACGGGAUUACUUGGUCCUAGAAAUGAUUAACGGGACGGUGAAGUUCCUUGUUAAAACGGCGAAAGGUUCGAUAGAAACUUCGUUUGAACCAACGAAGCCGAAUUCCUUGUGCGAUGGCAAUUGGCACAAUAUUCGAGCUGUUAAACAGAAGAAUGCCGUGCUCUUAUCAGUUGACUACAAAGCAGCUGAGCCAGGAAUCGGCGGGAAAAAUGUGGCGGGAGUUCUCUCGAAGCAUCCGAUCUUCAUCGGCGGUCAUCCGAUGCUUGGAAAAAGAUUACGUGGAAGUAGCUCGCAAGCACAAUACGUGGGGUGUAUCAGAAACAUUCAAAUCAAUAUGAGAGCUAUCCAAAUGAGUCCCGAACGUGCUUACGGACAAGUCCUUGCAGGAGUAUGCCCAACGAUAUAAGAAUCUCCAAGAACGUCAUUUAAAAGUGCACUUAAAAUCAAUUAACGUAACGUUGCCACUCUUCUUUGCAACCAUCUGCCAGUCAAUUUUCAAAUGUUGUUUUUUUAACCAAAAACGGAAUGACUUAUAUAUACAACGUUAUACGACGCCAGUUCAUUUUUUAAAUAAGAAAUGUUUAUUCUAGAAUUUUAAGUAUUUAAGAUAAUUGUUCGAGAAUAAUGGGAAAUAAGUUAAAAAUCAUCGGGCAUAAACAGCCAUAUCUCAGGGCCUAGCCACCAAUGUAUUCAAAUCUCGAGGGUACUAUUGAACAAUCGUAAUAUGCCUUCUAAUACAAAUUCUCGAGAAAUAUCGUGCAAAAGAAUAAAAUUUUCAAUAAGCGUA